UGAAAGAUGAAAUAAAAAAAAUGAGGUAUUUCUUUUUACUUUUUUCCUUCUUUCUUCCUUUCUUUCUUCUUUUUUUUUUUUUAUAACUUUUUAUAUACAAUCUCUUUCUCAUGUCUGCUUUACCUCCUGGAUGGGCUAGUGCUCAAGCACCUGAUGGUCGAUAUUAUUUUAUUGAUCAUAAUAAUGGUGGCCGAACUACUUGGGAUGAUCCACGAAACUCGCAAUAUAACGCUCCUCCUCCACCACCCAACUAUGGCAACUAUCCUCCUCCUCCUCCUCCACCCCAACAAAGCUAUCCUCAACAAGGUUAUCCUCAACAAGGUUAUCCUCAACAAGGUUAUCCCCAACAAGAUCAACAAAGAGGCUAUGGGUAUCCUCAACAAACUUAUCCUCAACAAGGUUAUCCACAACAACAACAUCAACAACAACAACAACAACAACAGCCUGGUUCAAAAUUCUCUACUGGUGCCAAGGUUGCUGCGGGUGCUGCCUUAGCUGGGCUUGUCGGCUUAGGUGUUGGUGAAUUCAUUGAACAUGAAAAGGAUGAAAAUCGUCGCAUUGAAGAAUUGGAAAACGAAAGACGAGAGGAAGGAUACCGUGGUGGUUAUGAUCGGGAUGAUUACUAUAGAGAUGGCUAUGGUGGUGGCUCUACAACUAUCAUUAAUCAAGAUGGUGGUCUCUUUGGUGAUGAUCGACAAACAACUAUUCGAACAGAUGAAUAUGGCAAUACGACAACUGUGACAAAGGAAGAUGGCUGGUUUAGGGAUACAACUACAGUGACUGAAACGGAUAGAUAUGGAGAUACCAUAGUGGAAGAAGAAGAUUCUAGUUGGUUUUAGUUUAGAUACCAUACUCCUUCAGUUAUUUAUUUUGUUGAUUCAAUAAAAAAAUCUAUUUAUGUCUACUAGUUCACUACGACGUUUCAUAUUAUCACUAGUCAUCUGAACCUAUUCAACUGAAGUCAUACACCCAAUAAGAUGCCUUCCUUCUUAUCUUCAAUACAUCUUCUUCCUCCAUCGAACCUUUGUUCUAUAUAAAUUAGUUUUACGAGAGAUCAAAGGCGAGUGUGCAAUGACCUGUGAG
Messenger RNA from Halteromyces radiatus, 1083 nucleotides. RefSeq lists its product as uncharacterized. The transcript has 7 exons. Gene Ontology annotation, molecular function: protein binding. The coding region runs from base 111 to 839 and encodes 242 amino acids. Lineage: Eukaryota; Fungi; Mucoromycota; Mucoromycetes; Mucorales; Cunninghamellaceae. The record is from RefSeq and is a predicted model, not a curated record.